AUGGAGACGAUCAUCCCGGUGAUGGCGCCCACGGGCUGCCUGCCGAGACCCUCGGUCACCACGGGGUCCAGGUGCGACGGCCAGUUCACGCAGGCCAGCUUCACCCGGUGCCCGGCCGGGUCCACGAUCCACCGCGACGACGUCGACAGCGUCACGGCCGCCGCGGGCUCGCCGUGCCCGGCGAGGACGACGGCGAGCAAAAGGCACAGACCGGCGCGGAGGGUGGACGACACCAGCCACAUGGCGUGCGUGCGGUGCGGGGCGGCGCGGCGCGGCGCGGCGGGGGAAUCUCUGUUUGCUACGGCGUCCAGGACCGAAUUUGGCAUCCCGCCCAACUCUCGCGCCAAAAAGGCCGAACAAGCCCAGUUCCCGCCGCCCAGCCCAACAAAUAACCCCACCCAAACAAAUUGGCCAGCACCGCGCCGCAGGCCCGGUCGGCCUCGGCCAGCGGCAGCGCCGCCAGCGACACCGCGCGUCCGCGCCACCCGCUGCUCAGCUGCUGCCAGCCCCUCGCCGUCCAGCGACGGCUCGAGCGGUCCGGCUGGUGGAAGAAGCUUCUGCGCCCGCCCGGUGGACGUCGGGGACGAGGCAGCCUCCAGCUCCGUCGCUGCGGGCUCUGACCUCUCUGCGCCUUGCCUCUCCGUCCGCAUACGAUGCUGCAGGCAUGACAUGGCACCCUCCAUCGCCGGGCUGUCACAGUGUCACCGCGCCAUGGUUAGGAUAGAAGAACGAGACCCCAAUGCCAUUGGUGGGCAAGGCAGAACGGCUGUGAUGGAGCGUCAACAUUGCAGCAAGGGGAAGGGAAAGGUACUUGGUGAUGACGGUGGCAGCUACUCCGGUGGCGCCACCGAUGUUAUGAGGAGUAAAACAGGAACUGAGGUGCAUCUACGACGACCAACUAGGGAGCCUUCGAGCCAUGGAGAUAAGUGGAAAAACAAUGGAUUCAUUUGUGCUUAAUGCUUGAUUAGAAGGAAAAGUGGAGGUGUGAUCCAUCUGCGGAAUCAUCUGGCAGGAGUGGUGGGGGAUGUGGUGUCAUGCCAAAAUGCGCCAAAGUUUGUGAGGAACAUAAUGUCGGGAGAGAAUACAAGAUGGAAAAAGAAUAGGAUGGAUGCUAAGGAGCAUCGUCUCUAUGUGGAAAAGGCAAUUAUGGAGGAAGCAUAUGGAGAUGCUAGAAGGUCUAACAUUCCUCAUGAUGAAGAUGGGCAGCUUGAAUAGGCAAUAAUAGAAACAAUGAGGGAUAUAAGGAGGUCAGAUGUUAGCUAUUGACCAUUGUGUGGGGCAAGCGACAAUAGCUCGCCAACACCCCACCUCUAGGGAGAGCAAGUGGCUCAGGUAGUCAGACUGUAAUUAGUAGGUUCUACUAGAAUCCUAGUGUUUCACAAGCUCCAUUUCAUUUAGAUUUGGCACGUAGUAAGGCACAGUCGUAGCCUCGGUGAACAUUAUGCUGCAGGUGGAUUCCAAAGUGAGACUUGAAAAAAUUGGUUGAAGUGAA
This is a messenger RNA of Sorghum bicolor (sorghum), 1492 nucleotides long. RefSeq lists its product as uncharacterized. NCBI's taxonomy places the organism in Eukaryota, Viridiplantae, Streptophyta, Magnoliopsida, Poales, Poaceae. The record is from RefSeq and is a predicted model, not a curated record. The transcript has 4 exons. The coding region runs from base 1 to 957 and encodes 318 amino acids.